Cavia porcellus (domestic guinea pig) is the source of this 4101-nucleotide messenger RNA. RefSeq names its product TELO2 interacting protein 2 (gene Tti2). The transcript has 7 exons. Gene Ontology annotation, cellular component: nucleus; cytosol; TTT Hsp90 cochaperone complex. Bases 340 to 2028 code for a protein of 562 amino acids. NCBI's taxonomy places the organism in Eukaryota, Metazoa, Chordata, Mammalia, Rodentia, Caviidae. The record is from RefSeq and is a predicted model, not a curated record.
GUGCUUUGCGGCAAUGAUGUCAGAUGGCGCGGGAAGCUGAUGAACGCAGAUGUAGUGCGAAAGGCUUCAGGUACUGGUAGCGGAGUCCGUGUCAUGACCCAGCAGUUUAUUGCUUAAACUUCUUUUUUUGUUUUCGCAUUUUUUUUCUCUUGCGCCUACAGAAAGAGUAGUUUCUCCAGGGCAUCACGUCUGAAACUAGCAGAAAGGCCUUGCCCUUACAUACAGUGCUGCCUUGCCCUUUACUUGUUGCUACUUCCGUUCUUUGGGACACCUCUGGCCUCGGGAUCGUCACCGCUCCGGUUGGUCGGGUCCCCGCCGGCUCCCGUAUUGGUCCCCUGGAUGCCGGGCGAGGCUGGCGGGCCUCUGGGCGCUGCAGUCUGCGCCAUGGAGCGGAGCGGGGCCUCCCCGCCUGCAGCGCCGUCGCCCUCCGACCUCGGGCGCGCCCUCGCCGGAAUGUUGGUUCGUCUGACCGGCCAGGAGGUGCGACGGCGCAGCACAGGAGACGACGCUUUGGAAGACCUCAGUGCUCUAUUAGAAGCCACAGAAUGCGACAGAUUGUUUGGGAAGAGUGGUGACCCCCAACCCCAAAUGCCCGAGAUGCUGGGGGAGGUGGCAACAGCCCUGGAGAAGUACGCAGCCCCGCCCAAAGAGAAUGGAGCGGGAGAGCACGGUUCCUUCGAGGUGGCCGAGAAAGCAGCAGAAGUUGGACUGCUAUUUCUUAAGCUCCUGAGGAAAGUGGAGGCUGCCAAGAAUUCUCCUGUCUGCCCUGAGUGGAGGACAGGCCUGCGUCACUUGGCAGGACCCGUCUAUGUUUUCGCCGUCACACACAGCUUAGAGCAGCCCUGGACCAGCCCACGGUCUCGGGACGUAGCAGGACAGGUGCUCGCUUUGCUGCUGCAGGUUACUGAUUGCAAGUCUGCGGCAGGUUUCCUCCGCGGGGAAGACGAAGAAGAGAAAGGUAGAUUUACUGUGAUCCUGGGGCUUCUCAAACCCAGCUUGAAUAAGGAAUCCUGGAAGAAUAACCCUGCGGUCAAACACAUUUUCUCAUGGACUCUGCAACAGAUCACUCGGCCCUGGCUGAACCAACACCUUGAAAGGAUACUUCCCCCAUCGUUGCUCAUUUCAGAUGAUUACCAGACUGAGAACAAAAUCCUAGGUGUGCGCUGCCUGCAUCACAUUGUGCUUAAUGUGCCGGUUGCUGAUUUGCUGCAGUUUAACAGAGCCCACGUCCUUUAUCAUGCCCUUUUCAACCAUCUGUACACACCAGAGCACCAGCUCAUUGAGGCUGUGCUCCUGUGUCUGCUGGAUUUAUUCCCUGUCCUGGAGAAAGCCCAGCGCUGGAAGGGUGAUGGGGUUCGACCAACCACACACUGUGAUGAGGUGCUGCAGCUCAUGCUGACCCACAUGGAGCCAGAGCACCGCCUGCUCUUGCGCAGGACCUACGCAAGGAACCUGCCAGCCUUUGUGGGAAGAUUGGGGAUCCUAAGUGUCCGGCACUGGAAGAGGUUAGAGAGAGUCAUCGUUGGUUAUCUGGAAGUGUAUGACGGACCAGAGGAGGAGGCCAGGUUGAAGAUACUGGAAACCCUAAAGCUUCUCAUGCAGCAUACCUGGCCCAGAGUUGCCUGCAGACUUGUGGUCUUACUGAAGGCUCUCCUGAAACUGAUCUGUGACGUGGCGAGGGACCGGAGCCUCACACCCGAGCCCGUCAAGGACGCCCUGCUACAGGAGGCCACAGGCUGCCUGGUUCUCCUGGAUCACUGCUGUCGAGGGCAGGUGAAGGUGCUGUCCCGAGCCUCCUAUGAGCACAGGCAGGACCUCUGCACGGUGACCAGACUAUGGGGCCGAUUGCUGGGAGGAAGAAGACCUGGUCUGCACAGAUGGAUGCUGAAGGUGUGGCCCAGAAGCAUUUUCUCCCUUCCAGCUCCUCUCUGGAACUCACUGGAUGCUGUGAGCAGCUGGUCGGAGCCAGCUGAGUUUGGACUGAAACCUCUACCAAGUGGGAGUCAAAAUAAACCCCUCCUCUUUUAGGAUGUGGGUGUCAGGCACUGUGUUUCAGAGACUAGGAAAGUAAGUAUGAUCAGGCUACUUAAAGACACUGAGGAAAAGGGGCUGGGGAUUUAGCUCAGCGGCAUAAGCGCCUGCCUUUAAAGCAGGCAAUCGUGAGUUCGAUCCCCGGUACCGAUAAAAAGGGAAAAAGACAAAAAAAAAAAAAAAAGACACUGAGGAAAAAUCCAUCUAAUGAGAACAUUCUUACAAUUCUAAUAUGCUUGGUUAGAAGGCUUAGACUUUGCUGAAGGUGAUGUAAUAUUAGGAUUUUGACAACAUUUAGCAACAUUAAGGUUUUGAAUUCUCACACACUGGACAAACAUCAGGAACUACCGAUAAGUUACAGAUCUCUAUUCUUUUACCCUUCACUAUGUAUAUCCCCAGAGCAAUCAUGUUUUCAUCACCUGCCGUGGAAGUCAUAUAAAAUGGGAAAAAUCAGAUGUAAGCACUAACUCUGUUAUCCAUUAGUGAACAUUACCUACUAACAAUUCAGAUGGAAGACUGACUAACCUCCUCAUUCGUCCUCUGUCCACUGUCCUCUCAAGGAAAAUACAGAAACUAUGAUUAUCAGAAUAGUAACUUACCUCUCUUCUCUUCUCCCUGCGCUCCACCUUCUUACUCAAAGGAACAAGUUUUCUCCUAGGAGAAAUAUAUCACAUUAUCAGAAAACACGGGUUCACCUGCCAUGUGUUCCUUUUAAAAGAUAAAAAAAAGGACAGGAAGUGGUUCUGUGGGCUCAGGUCAAGAGCAAGAUAUCCUGCUUACAAGCUCUAGAAAAGGGUAAAGUUCUUACAUUCCUGUUUAUUCACAUUUUGGGGAUUACUUCCAAAUCUCUCAUGUUAACAUACACCUUUAAAAUUUCCUUAUCUUAGCGUACCAUAAAAGACAAUGUACAAUGCUGAAUCGGACAGAAAGGAUUAUUAGAGGAUUUAUAUGCUCUAUGGAAACAGGAUAGAUUUAAAAGUAAACAACUGAAUGCUCCAAAUACUUACUGUCGCUUUAGUGUAAGUUUUCUAAUUCGGAUUAGAUACUGGGUUAUCUUGGUGAAUCUCUGCUUACACUUGUGUCGAAUGAAGCGGGGCCAGUAAAUCAGAUUUUCAUCAAUUUGCUCCAGUGCUUUCUCAUAGUUUUUACUAAGCCGGACCUGCCAGACCAAAAAAAGGAAGCUUGUGGGGCCAGGGUAAAUGACUGAUUGUGCUUCCCCAUCAACACUGUUUAUGGGGGUCAAAUGGGGAUGCUUCACAAGUUUAAUCUAGACAUGGGCAAAGAAGAGGGAAAACCAUGUCGCACUUUUGGUGUUGAUCAAUGGUCAUCAUAGUUUUAUGGUUAUAUCUUACCCGUUCCCAGAGACGCCUAGGAAAAGCUGCUCGUUCUAUAACCUUCAUAUACAAGUAGCACUGUCCUAAAGCAUAAAAUAGAAUACUCUUAAUAUUAUUUUAAGGAUUAAAGAACAUCUUUUUAAAGGAUGUUUAGUAGUUCUCAUGGAAGUUAAAACCAGGCAGUUACCUUUCUCUUCUUUGACAGUGGCAUACUGACUGUUUGCCAGGGGACAAGAUGACCGAUUACACAGUCCAGUCAGGCUAUAUUCAUUUCUGCAAAAGCCUUGAGUCUUAGUUCUAGGACGGGAGGAAAGAAACAAAGAUUAUAAAAUGGUUAUCAAGAGAGCAACUAAAAGAAUUUUUGUCUAAGAUGCCAACCUAGACCCACCUUAUUUUGAAGGAACAAAAUUGCUUAUUUCCCAGUGUAUCCCAGAUAACCUGCAAGACACAGAAAACAAUCCAUUUCAGUUGCUCUGGCCCACCAGAUGCCGCAUGAAGUCAAAAAAGACAGUGCUCUAGGGCAGUCCCUGCUUUACUAAGGAGAGGAAUCUUUAAGGAAUGAAGUUAGAAAUACUUUGUAAGAAAGCUUGACUUGAAUUAAUAACAAUAAUGUUCUCACUACUCAGAUUAAAUUUCAUUAGUAUUCUGCAAUUUUCCAGAAUUUUUUCUAUAUGUGUCCAUCCAACCAACUGUAAUAUGCCUAUGUAUUUUUAAUAAAAAUACAUCUACUUUGCAA